CCUCAUUCUCAUAGCUCAAAGUUGGUGGGCGAUCCAAGGGUCUCUCUGAUGGUGCCUUGAUCCACCAGUGCUCCAUAUCUCUUAUCAUAAUGUUGCCUCAUACCUCAUGCUAAUCUCAUGCCUCUUGUGUACAGCAACCAGCAUUCUUCUCCUCACGCAAAAAAUUUCCUCCACAGGGACGCCAUAGCUGCAUUUUGGAUUUGGUCCUCUGGCAUCGUCACUGGCAGAAGCAAAAAUGUGUUCACCUGCAUGAACAGGGAACCGACCUGGCCUGUCUGCAAAAUUCUCACUGCCCUCGUAUCCCAAUCUCUACCGGGUCCUCCCUCACUCCCGCAACGGUUUUUUUCCCGCCCUCCUGCGUCAAUUCCCUCAUCCCCGGCUCCUAUCGCGUCACUCGAAGCACACAGGAUGGCCCACAUUUAAGAGGUCCCCCCCUCUGACGCCUACUGCAAGAGCUGGGUUUUGUGGUAUUCGUGGUUUCAAGUGGAGGAAGGACAUGAUAGGCUUAUGAGCCUGCCUGCAAAAAGAUGUCGACGACCGGCUCCGGCAAGCAACUCGCUCGCCAUAGCUCGAACUUCUCAAAAGCUCGGCCGACCCCGAUGCCUGCGUCUCCCUCGAGGGCCUCACAGAGUGAUCGAAGUAUAGACGAGAACAGUCCUUUGGCAGUAUCGGAUCGGCCUCACACUAUAAGACGGAAUCGAGCUAGUUCGACCUCCAGCCAGCCUGCCGCCAGGACUCCUGCAAGAUCCUUCUUCCGUCGGUCCUUCCAUGGCCAGCUUGAUCCCGCUCAAUACUCCUCUUCGGCUGACCUCAAAGACCAGACCGCGGAGCUGGCUGCGAUUGCUGUCUCGGACAAUGUCUCGUACCUAGGAAGCUCCCCGCGAAGCGACACCUCUUCCUCCGAUGACGGUCACCCUGAUGCUAUAGAGGAAGUCUCCGAGCCGGUCUCACCGCAGGGCUCUGAAGAAGAGAGGGUGGCUGACGAGGCAACUCAAUCUGAUUUGACCAUGAUGAUACAAAACUACGCCGCCGAAGAGGACGAGGUGGAAUAUCAGAACCAGCAGAACGGAUCCCAGGGCUCUCGUGGAGAUCGUGCAGCUUCCUCGAGUAUGGCAAGACCAUCGUUGCCAGACGAGCAGACUGCCCUUCUGGGUGAUAGGAAACAUUCAGUACCGUAUGGAGAGCUCAGUGAUGUCGAAGGCCAGAAAACACACCGUCGAGCCCUGGGACAAAAGUGGCACAGCUCGGUUGCACGAGCACGGUCAUGUCUAUAUGUGCUCUCUCACCCAAAGGCCUGGAACCCACGUACGAUAUAUCGAGAGGUCGUCGUUCAUCCUGCCAGUCUCUUGCCGGCCGUCUUCCUGGGUCUCCUGCUCAACAUCCUGGAUGCGCUGUCGUACGGCAUGAUUCUCUUUCCCCUGGGCCACGCGGUCUUCGAAAGUCUGGGGUCCGAUGGAAUAUCCAUGUUCUAUGUCAGCACAAUCGUGGCUCAGGUGGUCUAUUCCUCCGGCGGAUCGGUCUUUCGAGGCGGCAUCGGAUCAGAAAUGAUCGAGGUAGUUCCAUUCUUUCACAAAAUGGCCUUCACCAUCAUGAGCAAGGUCGGCGAGGAGAAUACCAAAUCCGUCCUGGCUACGACCAUACUGUCCUUCUCCAUCAGUGCCAUUCUUACGGGCGCUGUCUUCUUCUUGAUGGGUGCCUGCAGACUGGGGUCCUUGAUUGGAUUCUUCCCGCGACAUAUUCUUAUCGGCUGUAUCGGUGGCGUGGGUUGGUUCCUGGUUGCGACUGGUGUUGAGGUCUCCGCUCGUCUGCCAGGAAACCUCGAGUACAACCUUGAAACUGUCAAACAACUACUGAGAGGAGACACAAUCCUCCUGUGGACGAUCCCGUUAUUGCUUGCGAUUGUUCUUCUAAUUGUACAACGCUUUGUCAAGUCAAAUCUUCUGGUGGGCGGGUAUUUCAUUUCGGUGGCUGCUAUAUUCUAUUUUUUCAAAUUCGCAUUGGGGGUUUCCAUGGACACAUUCCACUCUCAUGGAUGGGUGUUUGACCCACCGCCAGCCGGGAAUCCUUGGUAUCAUUUCUACACGCUGUACGAUUUCAAGGCUGUCCAUUGGGGGGCUUUGGCCGACACUAUUCCCGCCAUGUUUGCCCUGACCUUCUUCGGUAUUUUACAUGUGCCGAUUAAUGUCCCAGCACUGGGAAUAUCCACGGGCGAGGACAAUCUGGAUGUCGAUCGCGAACUCAUCGCCCACGGCGUCUCAAAUUGUGUCAGUGGGCUCUUUGGCAGCGUGCAGAACUACCUGGUUUACACAAACAGCCUGCUCUUCAUGGACAGCGGAGGCAGCGAUCGCCUCGCAGGGUUGAUGCUUGCCGCUGCCACGUUCGGUGUGCUUUUGGCCGGGCCGGUCAUCAUUGGUUACAUCCCUAUCAUGGUCGUCGGAGCCCUUAUCUUCCUCUUGGGCAUCGAGCUUCUCGAGGAGGCACUCGUCGGAACUUGGGGUAAGGUCCACAAGCUGGAGUACGCCACUAUUGUGAUCAUUGUGGUCACUAUGGGUGUCUGGGAUUUUGUCGUCGGCAUCCUGGUGGGUAUAGUCCUCGCUGCGGUCAGCUUCGUCGUACAGACCUCACGGAGGACGGCGAUAAGGGCGACAUACUCUGGUCAGGUGGCCAAAUCUCUUGUGCGCAGGCCACCGGUGCAAUUAAAAUUCCUGAAGGAGACAGCCCAGCAGAUUUUCCUUCUCAAGUUGGCAGGAUUUCUGUUCUUCGGCACCAUUGUGGGAGUCGAGAAUCGCAUACGAGCACUUCUGGCAGACGACGCCUUCCGAGACCGCCCUCUACGGUUUUUAAUACUGGACAUGGGACAGAUCAACGGCAUCGACUUUUCCGCUGCCGAAGCGUUCACCCGCAUCAAUCGAUUAUUGCAGAAACGCGCGGUCAGACUUAUCAUCAGUGGUUUGGACGUUGAUGGUGAGGUGGGACAAGCUCUGCGGAAUGUUGGAUUGUUUGCAGAGAAUUCCGAGGUGGAAAUCUUCGCAGAUCUCAAUGACGCGCUCGUGCAUUGCGAGAACGAGUUGUUGACAGCCUUGUAUCGUCAACAGGAGCAUCGGCGUACCAAGCGCAGCACAUCGUACCUCGAUGUACCUCGCAACCGAGCGAGUCAAGAGCUUUCGCAAUCCUACAAGGCUGAGUUCAUGGGCAGCUCCCCUCGUCGGAACCUCCUUCAUCAGGUCGCCCAGACUACGCUCGACGAAGAUACCACGAGCGUACCCAAGUGGCAAUCCUUCAAGCAGCCACUUCCUCUCUUGCUACAGAUUUUCGCAGACGUGUCGGACAAGACCGAAGACUUCUGGUACCGUGCGAUGGGCUACUUUGAAAAGGCCACAUGGCCGCAAGGAUCGGUCCUCUUCCAUGUGGGAGACAGGGCUUCGGCAUUUUACAUGCUAGAGGAAGGUUUACUGCGGGCGGAUUAUGACCUCCCGCAAGGCAAAUAUUCCGAGCUGGUCGUGGCGGGAAGGCCAUGUGGCGAACUGCCAUUCUUCUCGCAGACGACACGGACCGCGACCAUGAUCGCGGAAAAAGAUUGCGUAAUUUGGUUGCUGGAUGAACGGCGGUGGCACGAGAUGCAAGCACGAGAUCCCGACGUCGCACAAGAAUUGCUCGUCAUCAGUCUCAAACUCACAAAGGAGAGAAUGGACGCGAUUACCUCGUACAUUUUGACCACGGCUGGAUGAUUGCGGCAAGAAUGAUAUCUACCUACUGUAUCACUUGUCUUGGAUCUACGAAAAUAUAUAUUGUGUAUAGCUAGAUAUUAUGUAUACCUUUUUGGGUGGAAAAUUGAGUGAGCGAUCUAUGUUUGGAUGGCGAAGGUUGGGAUACAAAAAAUGUCCAUUGGGUCGCAUCCCCAGCUUGCGAGAGGUUCCCAACGUUUGGUUUCCACAUCAGAUGAGAAGACACGGCGAAAUGAUGGUGCGGAUUGGUACAGUGUAGCAACAUGUUGAAUGACCUAAUUACGAUAUCGUAGGGAUCCAAAAAAAAAAGUGCACGGUG
Messenger RNA from Exophiala oligosperma, 4044 nucleotides. RefSeq lists its product as uncharacterized. Lineage: Eukaryota; Fungi; Ascomycota; Eurotiomycetes; Chaetothyriales; Herpotrichiellaceae. Bases 528 to 3728 code for a protein of 1066 amino acids. The record is from RefSeq and is a predicted model, not a curated record. The transcript has a single exon. Gene Ontology annotation, cellular component: membrane.